CACGUAGAAAAAUAAAAAAAGAAGAAGACCUUUAGAGAAUUAAUUUGCGUGUAAUCUCAAUAAUGCAAGAAUUUUAUGAAUACAUAUAUAGUUCUUAUGUUACAAAUUACAAAUCUGCUCAGAUAGGUUAAUAUUCCAAAUAAUAAUGACAACAUGGACAGUGUCAAAGAUACAAAAUUCAAACGUGCAAUGAAAGAUGAAGAAGAAUCGUGCAAAGUAGAAUCGAAAUCUGACACCACACGACUCAGUCAUCAGGAAUUAGUGAAAUUAACCAAGACAACUAUAGACAGUCUUGUUGAGCAUGAACCAUUGCUCUCCGGAUUACCUUCGGAUGUCACGAUAGAAGAACUUAAAUCUCAGAUCGCAGUUGCGCAAGGACAAGCCAUAACUUUAUUCUUAAAUCGCGGAGAAUUGCCAAAGCUCGCAGUGGUGGUACCUCCACAUAACACAACAGUGUUUGAUUUGAAAAAGGCCAUUAAGAGACACACAAAUUUGUCCUUAAAGAGAGAGAACGUCCAGAAGAAGAUAAGUUGGAAGCACGUCUGGAAGAAAAAUCAUCUUUGCUUUGGAGACAUUAGACUUUCUAAUGAUAACGAAAAUAUUAAAGCUUAUGGUAUUACUAAUAAGGUGGAAUUACAUUUUACGAAGAGACGUAGGGAAAAGAAUAAAUUGAUGAAAAGUUAGCAGUAUUUCUGUACAAAUUAUUAUUUAUACUAUAAUAUUCUACUUAACAUUGCUAAUAGCGAAUC
Mycetomoellerius zeteki is the source of this 749-nucleotide messenger RNA. RefSeq names its product U11/U12 small nuclear ribonucleoprotein 25 kDa protein. NCBI's taxonomy places the organism in Eukaryota, Metazoa, Arthropoda, Insecta, Hymenoptera, Formicidae. Gene Ontology annotation, biological process: mRNA splicing, via spliceosome. The record is from RefSeq and is a predicted model, not a curated record. The transcript is spliced from 2 exons. Bases 154 to 684 code for a protein of 176 amino acids. Gene Ontology annotation, cellular component: U12-type spliceosomal complex.